AUGGAUCCCGCUCUACUCCGAGAACGUGAAGCGUUUAAGAAAAAGGCACUCGCUACACCGAGCAUUGAAAAGAAGAAAAAAGAUGAGUCUCAGUUUAAAGAUGAUAGCAAGAAGAAGUCAAAGUCAUCAUCAAGCUCGGCCAGUACAGGGCCGAAGCUUGAUGCCUCAAACUAUAAAACAAUGUCAGGCAGCUCAUCAUACCGGUUUGGUGUGUUGGCUCGCAUUGUCAGGCACAUGAGGGCACGUCACCAGGAAGGUGAUGAUCACCCCUUGACACUGGAUGAAGUCUUGGAUGAAACUAACCAGCUUGAUCUUAGUAAUAAAGUAAAACAGGUGGGUACCACUUUGGUCAAAAAAAGUAUGUUGUUAGAAGAGUAUUGUGGAAAGUGGGACAAUAACAAAAAGACUGAUUCACAUAAUACAUUGCUACUUGAGAACAAAUGUUUCUGCUAA
Trichoplusia ni (cabbage looper) is the source of this 453-nucleotide messenger RNA. RefSeq names its product transcription initiation factor IIE subunit beta-like. NCBI's taxonomy places the organism in Eukaryota, Metazoa, Arthropoda, Insecta, Lepidoptera, Noctuidae. Bases 1 to 453 code for a protein of 150 amino acids. The record is from RefSeq and is a predicted model, not a curated record. The transcript is spliced from 3 exons. Gene Ontology annotation, biological process: transcription initiation at RNA polymerase II promoter. Gene Ontology annotation, cellular component: transcription factor TFIIE complex.